AUGGCGGCUGUGCAGUGCCUUGGCAGUGUAAACAGUGAGCACGCGAGGCAGGGUCGCGAGGGCCAGGGCAGGCGGGAGGUGCGGCGCGCGGUGUCUGCAGGGCCUGGUGUUGCGCAGACCGGCCUGCGCACGCGCGACAUGGAUACGGAAAUCUUGCAGCGGGUGAUGCGGGAUCCGCAUCAUUGGGGUGAUGUCGGGAAGCUGAUGGUGCGUAGUCGGUGGUGGCAGCCGGUACCGCUUUGUCCGAAUGAGUGGGAGGAUGGGGACGAGGAGGAGCGUGUGGUAUGGUCAACGCAUGGGUUUCAUUCGCAGGAGGCUAUGAUUGCUGAGUGA
Messenger RNA from Plenodomus lingam JN3, 333 nucleotides. Lineage: Eukaryota; Fungi; Ascomycota; Dothideomycetes; Pleosporales; Leptosphaeriaceae. The record is from RefSeq and is a predicted model, not a curated record.